Molecule: messenger RNA, 4996 nt
Organism: Cydia amplana
Lineage: Eukaryota; Metazoa; Arthropoda; Insecta; Lepidoptera; Tortricidae
Exons: 1
Coding region: 264-3032 (922 amino acids)
Source: RefSeq, a predicted model, not a curated record
UUUAAAAUCAUAAUUCAUCUCGAUAAAAUAGCUUAGCUUCAUAUAACUUCGUAGUUAAAAUCUUAUUACAUAUUAAAAAGCCGUCUCCAUAGCUUAUUAUCAUCGCCUCAGUAACAUAAUUUUUUUGCUAAAUCAUCACAUGCCGCGCGCAGCUGCUUAUCUACUCCGCUUCUUUGUUCUCGUCAGUUGCAUUUUAACUCGUUAGUGUUCACACUUCUCUUGCACAUAGGUAAUUGCAUUUUUAAAUUCACUUGUAAAUUAAAAUGGCUGACACGUUAAAGGAGUUAGUUAGGAAACGUGGCAGUUUGAAGGCUAAAUUAACUUUGUUUAAUACUUACAUUAAUGUGGCUAAAACAUGUGAACAAUUAAGUGAUUUACAAAUAACGGAGUUGCAGUGUCGCUUAGAUAAAAUAGAAUCGGUAUACCCGGAGUUUGACGCUUUACAGAUGGAGAUCGAAGCGUUAACUGAGAAACCCGACGAAGCAUAUGCGGAGCGGGAGCAGUUUGAAAGCCAGUUCUUUGUGUUGGUUUCGACUGCUCGACUUCUUUUGAGUCCUCCGGUGCAGUCGAGCGGCGGUCGGCCCGGGCCCGGGUCCACGACGGCUUCCACGUCGUGCGGCGCCGGCCGGCAGGACUUCGUUCGUCUGCCCAAGAUUGACCUGCCCCACUUCGACGGGAACUAUCAGCAUUGGCUCGGCUUUAGAGAUACGUAUAUUUCCCUUAUUCAUAAUAAUCCCGCUAUUAAUGACAUAAGCAAAUUUCACUAUCUUCGUGCAUCUUUGAAAAGUAGUGCCGCCCUUGUGAUUCAAAGUCUUGAUUUUAGCAGUGAUAACUAUCAUAAAGCGUGGCAGUUAGUUUCUGAGCGGUAUGAUAACCCGCGCCUUUUAAUUAAUAAUCAUAUCCAGGCCCUGUUUAACCUUGAACCGAUGCAACACGAAUUGAGCAGUUUAUUACGUAACAUGGUGGACGUAACUAAUAAAAAUUUGCGUGCGCUUGGCACCUUAGGGGAGCCCACCGACCAUUGGGACACGUUAGUUAUCUAUAUAAUGUCUAAGAAGUUAGAUCUAGUAACUAAGCGUGAGUGGGAAGAGCACAGGAACCUUUUAACAGGUUCGCCGACGUUGCAGCAAUAUAUUACAUUUUUAAAUAGCAGGGCCGACUUACUUGAAUCUCUUGGCAAUAAUAACGUCAACAAUAGUGGUUACAAGACAUCGAAAUAUAAAUCUCAAUUGCAUUCGAAUAACGAGCCACAAAAAACACAUAAUUAUCUUACAGCUACAAAAAACAAUGCUUAUCGCAAACCUAUUGUUUGCCCUUAUUGUAAGCAAGAUCAUUUCUUAUUCAAUUGUGAAUCCUUUCGUAAAUUAGAUAUCGAUAACAGGAUAAAAAAUGUGAGUAGUUACUCAGUAUGUAAGAAUUGUCUUCGGCCGGGACACUUAGAAAAACAAUGUGUGUUAUCUCAUUGCAAAUACUGCAAACUUAAACAUAACACUCUUUUACAUAAACAUGUUGACAAAGCGUCUUCUAGCAGUGACGUCCCGGUGCCAGAUGUUCAUUUUAGCGGCAACAUUCAAACAAAAGUGUUUAGCCCUACUAAGACUUCCGGACUACUGUCCACAGCGUUGGUGCACGUGAGUGACGCGAAUGGAGUGCUUCGUGAGGCGCGUCUACUGCUGGACAACGGUUCUACCAUCAACUUCGUGACGCAGGAUCUGUGCGGGCAGCUUGGGUUAGCGACACGCAGCGUGGGAGCUACGGUCACAGGUAUCAAUGAACAGCUUUCACAUUGUCCGGAGUCUUGUGACAUUACAAUUCAUUCACUCCAUAGUAACUAUACGACGACCGUAAACUGUUACGUUGCCAACGUAAUAAACACAUCUAUGCCGCCAUGUAGCAUAGAUCUUACCAAUAUACCUAUUCCUGCCGGCAUCACAUUGGCAGACCCAUCCUUUUAUGAGCCUUCCGCUAUUGAUAUUUUAGUCGGGGCGGAAAUAUUUUGGGACGUCUUAGGUACCACGCGUAUUAAGUUAGGUCAAAAUAAACCUCAACUUCGCGAAUCAUCGUUAGGUUGGCUCGUGUGUGGCUCCAUACCUGCCUACAACACAAACACAAACGAAUCUUAUUUUUGUUCGUUCCUCACACAUAAUGAAGAAACUAAUCUUACUCGUUUUUGGGAAUUAGACUCGGUGUCUUCAACACAUUGCAUGUCUUAUGAAGAGCAAGCGUGUGAAAAAAGUUUUGUAAAAAACACUACUCGCGAUCAAGAUGGCCGUUUCAUUGUGACGUUACCUUUAAAAGAGUCACCGGAAGUACUUGGCGACUCAUAUCAAAUGGCCAAGCGCCGUUUCUUGGCAUUGGAGAAACGGCUCGCACGCGAUCAUGCCUUCAAAACCUUAUAUUUUGAUUUUAUUCGCGAGUACAUCGACUUAGGCCAUAUGAGCGAAAAUCAAUCAUCAUCAUCAUCAUCUGAGCCAUCAGAAAAAUCAUUUUUCUUUCCUCAUCACGGAAUUUUGCGCGCAAGUACAAGUACACGCCUUAGAGUCGUUUAUGACGGUUCGGCCACCACGACUAGUGGCAAGUCCUUCAAUGACAUCCAAAUGGUUGGCCCGACUGUCCAGGAUGACCUUCUGUCAAUCUUAUUACGCUUCAGACAACAUAAGUAUGUUGUCUCAAGUGACGUCGAAAAAAUGUAUCGAGCUAUAUUAGUACAGCCUUCUCAACGCUCGUUACAACAAAUCAUCUUUAGGUUCGAUCCUUCUGAUCCCUUAAAAACCUACAAAUUGAACACCGUCACAUACGGGACUGCGUGCGCACCUUACCUUGCAACCAAAUGUCUUGUUUCUCUUGCCGAUGAAUGCCAAGACGUCCGAGUUAAACGCGCGAUACAGCACGAUUUUUACGUAGACGAUUUUCUCAGUGGCAGUGACUCCGUAGAAUCAUUGGCUGAGAUUAGUAAGGGUGUAGUCACAACGUUAUACAGUCUGCGAAAUUUAAUUUGCGUAAAUGGCAAUCAAAUUGUCCUGAGCUGCUAGAAUCAAUUCUCGAACAUAAAGAGGACCAUAGUAAAGCCCUCAACCUUGAUAGCACAUCGCCUUGUAAAACCUUAGGUCUGUACUGGCAAACAGGAACAGACAAACUUCUCUUUUCCAUCGACAUCAAAAUUCCAAAUAAAAUCACAAAAAGAAAUAUUUUGUCUGUCAUAAGUCAAGUGUUUGACCCACUAGGUCUCGUCGGGCCGUGUAUAGUGGAAGCUAAAAUCAUAUUGCAGCGUCUUUGGCUGAUAAAGUGCGAAUGGGACUCUGAGCUCCCAUUAGACAUAAAAAAUGAAUUUCUGUCUUUUGCAUCGUCACUUACAAAUUUAAAUAAACUUAAAAUUGAUCGCUGGGUAUUCAGUGACUCACCUAUAGAAGUUCAAGUACAUGUAUUCACAGAUGCGUCAGAGCGUGCAUACGGCACCUCUGUCUAUGUCAGGACUGUGGACGGUAGCGGAGCAGUUUGCGUUCGUCUUAUAGCGUCAAAAAAUAAGGUCUCCCCCCUUAAACCCUCCACAAUCCCAAGGCUGGAGCUUUGCGGCGCGUUACUUGGCGCAAGACUCUGGACAAAGGUCAUUUCAUCACUGACCGUGAAGGUUGAUCAUAGUUACUUCUGGUCUGACUCUAUGAUCGUGCUGGGCUGGCUCGCAGGGCCAUCUAAUCGACUUAAACCGUUCGUUCGCAACCGUGUGAAUGAGAUCCAAGAGAGUACUCGUGAACAGACAUGGAGCUAUGUACCCUCAAAGCUGAACCCGGCAGAUCUGGUGUCACGAGGAAUGAAUGCUAAUGACCUCAGCGUCUCCACAUUAUGGUGGACCGGUCCAGACUUUUUGCAUCACUCCAUAAUUCAAUUUCCUACAACGCUUAAUACAAACGCAGAUAAUCUGCCAGAAGUGUCACUUCAUACAAACGUACAAACAAACAUAAACGAAAACAACAAUCUUAUAACUAAACUUAUCACUAACAAUUCAAAACUUACAAAACUAAUACGAAUCGUAGCAUAUAUUUACAGAUUUAUACAUAAUUGCAAAAAUAAAAAUAAUAAAAAUACAUCAAAUUUAACAUACACAGAAAUAAAAUCAUGUAAAACUAAACUUCUACAACUCGCACAGCAGGAAUCAUUUCCUGAAGAGUACAAACUUUUAUCUUUGGGCAAGCCCUUGCAGCCGAAAAGUAGGCUACUUUCGUUAACGCCCUUUUUAGACGAUCAUAAAUUAAUACGUGUCGGUGGUCGUCUUAAUAAUGCUUACUAUAGUUACGACAUUAAGCACCCAAUCUUACUGUGUAGCAGGCAUCACCUUACCAAACUGCUCUUUGAUAUGCAACAUAUGGCAUUAAUGCAUGCCCCGCCUCAGCUCUUACUAGCAAGCAUUCGGCAAACAUAUUAUCCGCUCGGUGGAAGAAACCUGGCGCGCCACUUAGUUCAUAAAUGCAUUCGCUGCAUCAGGUUCAAGGCUAAGCCUCUUCAAAUGUCAAUGGGCAACUUACCUACCGAUAGAACACAAUUAGAAUAUCCCUUUUUACACACGGGAAUGGAUUUUGCCGGACCAGUGCUGAUAGCUGACCGAAAGGGUAGGGGUAGCAAAACAAUUAAAUCAUAUAUUUUAGUUUUUGUCUGUCUUUCAGUCAAGGCUCUCCACUUGGAACUUGUCACAAGUCUAACGACAGAGUCGUUCCUUGCUGCUCUCCGCCGCUUCAUGAGUCGUCGGGGAAAGCCUCAAACUCUGUAUUGUGACAAUGGGACUUCGUUUGUCGGGGCAUCAAACGAACUUAGUAACUUUUUAAAACAUAAUCACGAUAAGCUGCAGUCAGGUAUGGCAGAAAACCUUAUUAACUUCAAAUUUAGCCCGGCUUACUCACCGCACUUCGGCGGUCUUUGGGAAGCCGCAGUAAAAUCAACAAAAUAUCAUCUCAAACGCAUUCUAUCUCUUACACAUUUAACGUAUGAAGAAUUAAAUUGUUGC